AACACAAACUUAAUCAACAAGAUUUUAUCCACUCACAACAACGCACAUCAUCACAAUUACAACACUAAAUUAGGGUUUAUAAACCGUAAUCCACACCUCAGCUCCACCAUUCCAACAAUAAUGGAGCCACAACUGUUCAAUCAUCCUCAUUGAAUUCAAAUUCAACACGAUCAAACCUACAAUAUGGCAGAAGAAGGCGGAUCCAGUAAGAACAAUGGAGGAUUAACUUCAGUGGACUCAGUUGACUCCUUCCGUUGGGUUUUUCAAGACGCAGAUGAUUCAGAUUCAGAGAUUGAUAUUAAUAAUGAUGUGCAGCAGGAGGAUUUGCCGUUGCGAAACGGUGUGGAGUCCGAGGAUGAAGAUAAUGUGGAGUAUAGGCUUAUUCGGACUGGACCGAGGGUUGACUCGUUGGAUGUGGAGACUCUUGAGGUUUCUGGUGCUCAACGGAUUGAUUUGGAGGAUAUAACUUUUAGCAAAAGCAUUAAACUGGCUUUUCAAACACUAGGGGUAGUUUUUGGGGAUGUUGGAACAAGUCCACUAUAUACUUUCAAUGUGAUGUUCAAUAAGGCUCCAAUUGAGGGGAAUGAAGAUAUUAUUGGUGCUCUAUCUCUCGUUAUAUAUACACUCAUUUUGAUUCCACUGAUCAAGUAUGCCCUCAUAGUUCUUUUGGCAAAUGACGACGGUGAAGGUGGUACAUUUGCUUUAUACUCACUUAUAUGUAGGCAUGCUAAGGUUAGUCUACUCCCAAAUCAGCUUGCUUCUGAUACACGUAUAUCAAGCUUCAAGUUGAAGGUUCCAUCUGCAGAACUUGAGAGGUCGUUGAGAAUAAAGGAGCGUCUUGAAGCUUCUUUAGGGCUGAAAAAGCUUCUUUUGAUGUUGGUCCUUGCUGGUACUUCCAUGGUGAUAGCUGACGGGGUUGUUACGCCUGCAAUGUCAGUCAUGUCCGCCGUUCGUGGUCUCAAGCUUGGAGUUCCUAUGGUUGAGGAAGAUCAUGUGGUGAUGAUUUCAGUUGCAUAUCUUAUUGUUUUGUUCAGUGUACAAAGAAUUGGAACAAGUAAGAUUGGGCUUGCUAUUGGGCCAGCCUUAUUUCUAUGGUUUUGCUCCCUUGGGGGAAUUGGCAUCUACAACCUUGUGAAACAUGACAGCAGUGUAUUGAAGGCGUUUAAUCCUGUUCACAUUUAUUACUAUUUCAAGAGGGACUCAGCUAAGGCAUUGUAUUCUCUGGGAGGAUGUCUUCUGUGUGCAACCGGUUCAGAAGCAAUGUUUGCAGAUCUUUGCUAUUUUUCUGUAGGAGCUAUCCAGCUUAUUUUUGCUUUCCUUGUACUUCCGUGCCUUCUGUUGGGUUACUUGGGUCAAGCUGCCUAUCUCAUGAAUAACAACGGUCAUGCACAUCAAACUUUCUUUUCUUCUAUCCCAAAUGAAAUUUUUUGGCCGAUGUAUCUAAUUGCCAAUAUUGCAGCAUUGAUUGCUAGUAGAACAAUGACAACAGCAACCUUUUCCUGUGUCAAACAGUCAAUAGCACUUGGCUGUUUUCCUCGCCUUAAAAUCAUACAUACUUCUCGCAAAUUCAUGGGUCAGAUUUAUAUUCCAGUUAUGAACUGGUUCCUCCUCGCCUCUGCUCUUCUUCUUGUCUGCUUUAUUGCAAACACUGAAGAGAUCGGAAAUGCAUACGGCAUUGCUGAGGUUGGUGUGAUGAUGAUGACUACUAUCUUAGUAAUCCUUGUAAUGCUUCUUAUAUGGCAGACAAACAUCAUUCUUGUUCUGUUAUUUUCCACCGUUUUUCUCGGGUUAGAGGUUAUAUUCUUUUCAUCAGUUUUACGAGGCAUUAGAGAUGGAAGCUGGCUCAUAUUGGUGUUCGCGAUGGUUGCAUAUUUCAUCAUGUACAUAUGGAAUUACGGUAGCAAGCUCAAAUAUGAAACAGAAGUCAAGAAAAAGAUGUCAAUGGAUAUAAUGCGCCAAUUAGGUAGCAAUCUUGGAACUGUUAGAGCUCCUGGCAUUGGAUUGCUUUACAACGAGCUGGCAAAAGGCGUGCCGACGAUAUUUGGACAAUUUCUUGCCACUCUUCCAGCUAUCCAUUCGAUGAUUGUUUUUGUGUGCAUUAAAAAUGUACCUGUUCCUUUUGUGCCUCCGAGUGAGAGAUUCUUGUUCCGAAGGGUUUGCCCUAGAAGCUACCACAUAUUUCGCUGUAUUGCCAGAUAUGGCUACAAGGAUGUCCAUAGGGAGAAUCACCAGUUAUUUGAGCAACUUUUGAUCGAAAGCCUUGAGAAGUUCAUUCGCCGAGAAGCAAAAGAAAGAUCAUUAGAAAGUGACGGGGAUGACGAUACCGAUUCCGAAGAUGAAUCCUCACGUGUUCUACGAGAUCUAAACGGGACCGUCUAUUCACUUGGUGCCCCUCUCUUAUCCAAAUACAAAAGCAAAACAACCACUAAACGCCCCGUAAUCUCAGAAGCAAGCACCUCACACGAGCCCCCAAAGGACUCUACCAACCCUGGUCAAGACAAGAGCCUUGAAAACGAGCUAACACUCCUACAUAUAGCCAAGGAAUCAGGGGUGGUUUAUCUUCUCGGUCAUGUAUCCAUCAGGGCGCGGAAAGACUCGUGUUUCACUAAAAAAUUGGCCAUUAAUUAUUUUUACGCCUUUUUGAGGAAAAAUUGUCGGAGGGGGAUUGCCACUCUGAGUGUUCCGCACACUCGUUUGUUGGAAGUGGCCAUCACACAUAUGGUUUGAGCUGUGCUGCUAUAUGGUGUGGUGCGGGCUUGUGCCAACAAGGUGGAACCAAUGACCGGCGGUUUUGCAGUUUCGGUUGUGCAGGUUUUGGACUAUACAGAAUUGUUGUGGAUUGUUUGUACAUUCAAUUCAUAUGUUGUAUGUUUUAACAUUUGUGUAAAUGAAGUGAAAGCAUAGGGUAAAGAAAUGAGUUGUUUUUCAUACUAGUAUUGUUCUGCUUGUUUUAGUUGUGUGUCGAUAGCCUACGUCUUUCAUUUAUGUAUGAAAUUCAGAUUCCAUUCUUAAGAAUAAACAUGUUUGUUACA
Helianthus annuus (common sunflower) is the source of this 3032-nucleotide messenger RNA. RefSeq names its product potassium transporter 7. Lineage: Eukaryota; Viridiplantae; Streptophyta; Magnoliopsida; Asterales; Asteraceae. The transcript has 10 exons. Gene Ontology annotation, cellular component: vacuolar membrane; plant-type vacuole. Gene Ontology annotation, biological process: potassium ion transmembrane transport. The record is from RefSeq and is a predicted model, not a curated record. Gene Ontology annotation, molecular function: potassium ion transmembrane transporter activity. Bases 184 to 2727 code for a protein of 847 amino acids.